UUCGAUGCCGCACAAGUAAACAUCAAAAGAUCAAACGGACAACUUUAGUGUACUUUGCAAAGCCAGCGACGAGAAGAUUAUCACUUUAUUAGAUCAGAAGAAAGACUAAUCGCAACGCGUAAGCUCUGUUCGUAAGAAAUUAUGGGCUGUGGCAACAGUAGGUCGGCUACUGCGGUUGUCGCGUCGACGGCGCCACAAGGGAAACCUGGUCUCUCGUCCGAGACGAAUAACAAUCAAACUGAAGGUCAAAAUCGCAAAAUCUCGCCGCAAAAUGAAGACGGCGCAAAAGACCCAGGAACAGCUGGGAAGCCAGCUGCGGACGAACGGGAGGGUCCCAUCGGCGAGGAGGCGGUCGAAAAGUUUAGCGAUCCGGAGGCGAGUCCCAGUGAUGCGCCCGAAAGCAGCCAGCAGGCAAACCACGUUGAGUCUAUUGAUAAUGAUGCUAACGAACAGACAACUUCGGAAAACGUCGAGGCAACCUCGGCGACAGACGGGAAGCCGUCGGAAGAGACCAAACCUUCGGAGGAAAAUGCAAACCCUACCGAGGAAGACGCGGCAAAAGAUUCGGAAGAUGGGAAACCUUCGGAAGACGGAAAACCUUCGGAAGAUGGAAAACCAGCAGAAGGGGACACGGAAAAGCCUUCGGAAGAGGACGUAAAGCCCGCGGAAAAUUCAGCAGGAAACGAUGCACCUGCACAAGAUGAAGUAAAAGACGACGAUAAUGCCGCUGAUAAUAAUGGAAGCGGCGAAGCUCAGGCGGAAAAGGAUGAAAGUCAAGUGGAAGAUUCGGCCAAAGCGCCUGAGGAAUGCGAAAAUACCGACACUGGUACCGCUGGGGCUGAAACAUCUGAACAAGCAAAUGCAGAUGCAUCAAAACCUGAGGAAGAGGCGGCAACUCCUGCGGAAGCACAGCCAGAAGAAACUGAAAAAGGGACUGAGGAAGAGUCAGCAGCUGAGCCUGCAAAUGAACAAAACUCCGAGCCAGCAGCCGAUGAACCUGCGGCCGAAGAAGGGUCUGGGGAGUAGGGCUAUCUUAUUGCAAAACUACUAUUGAAUUAAAUGGCAUUAUAGCCAGGCACGAACUAUUUGUAAAUACGCAUAUUCUAGUUAAAUAUUGUAUACAGCAUUCAAAGACCAUGUAAAGGUUCACUAUCAUUUUGUACGCUAUAAACAUUGCAUCAAUGUGUAAAUUAAUUGCGAGAAAACAUUACCUAUAUUCACAAUAAAAAACUCACUUUUUC
Dendronephthya gigantea is the source of this 1241-nucleotide messenger RNA. RefSeq lists its product as uncharacterized. NCBI's taxonomy places the organism in Eukaryota, Metazoa, Cnidaria, Anthozoa, Malacalcyonacea, Nephtheidae. The transcript has 2 exons. Bases 142 to 1026 code for a protein of 294 amino acids. The record is from RefSeq and is a predicted model, not a curated record.